AUAUUACCGGAAGUUGGUUUGUUGUUUUGACGUCAUGGGCGGGGUGAAAGCCCACAAUGGCUGACAUAAUCAUGUCAUGCUGUAUGACCGAUACAGACAAACAGCAGAAAAAUAGGAGUAAAAUGAUCGAUAAAGCCCUGGCCAAAGAAAAGAUAACCUUUAGACGAACAAUCAAAAUAUUGCUCCUUGGUGCUGGAGAAAGUGGCAAAAGUACAUUUUUAAAACAAAUGAAAAUUAUUCAUGGACAAGAAUUUGACGAUGAGGCAGUUCGAGAAUUUAGAAGUGUGAUUUAUGGGAAUAUUGUUAAGGGAUUGAGAGUUCUUAUUGAUGCAAGGGAAAAGCUAAGCAUCCCUUGGGGAGACGAAGAAAAUGCUAAACAUGGCACCUUUGUUUUCGGCUGUGAAAACGCAAACAAACUUGAUGAAAUGACAUUUCAAAAAUAUAUUGAACCAAUGUCAGAAUUGUGGAAAGAUUCUGGCAUACAGCAAGCAUAUGACAGAAGGCGUGAAUUUCAGCUGGGUGAUUCGUUGAAGUACUUUGCGGACAACUUGGAAAAAGUAGGUCACCAGGAUUAUAUACCAUCUAAGUUGGACAUUCUACAUGCAAGAAAAGCUACCAAAGGAAUCACAGAACAUACUAUAGACAUAAAUGGUGUUCCAUUUCUUUUUGUUGAUGUAGGGGGUCAAAGGUCACAACGACAAAAAUGGUACUGGUGUUUUGAACAAGUAACCUCCAUUCUAUUUAUAGCAUCUUCAAGUGAGUAUGAUCAAGUGUUACUGGAGGAUAGGAAGACGAAUCGGCUACAAGAGUCAUGUGACAUAUUUGAAACGAUAAUCAACAAUAGAACAUUUGCUAAUGUGUCAAUCAUUUUGUUUUUAAACAAGUUUGACCUUCUCAAGGAAAAAGUGCCCCGUGUUAGCAUAAAAGACUACUUUCCUGACUUCAAAGGAAAUCCACAUAACAUCAAUGACGUACAGGAAUUUGAACUGAGUUUGUAUGACGAGUGUCGUAAGGAACGAGGAAAGCCUCUCUUUCAUCACUUUACAACAGCUAUAGAUACAGAAAACAUCAAGUUUGUCUUUCAAGCAGUGAAAGAUACAAUUCUUCAAGAAAACCUCAGGUCAUUGAUGUUACAGUAGUAGAUAUUACCAUAGUAACGCUCAAUGAGACUAGUCUUUUAUAGGGGAGAACUUGUUGUGAAUUGUUAGUAUUUAAUACUUUUAUUCUGAUAGUUUUAAACUUAUCGCAUACAAUGUGAUGUAGCACUCUGAUGUCAAUGAUAUUGCAGCAACUAAAGAUUACCUCUGGUUAACUGCUCUGAGGCGUUCAUUUGUUUCCUUUUGCUAUACUUCACAGUUUCUUGAUAUAAACAUGAUAAAUAAAUAAAAAGAAGAAUGUUCUUAAUAAUGAAAAAAAAAUUAUUACUUGUAUGCUUACAUUUUAUAAAAUCAGUUAAUAGAUAUGUAUACUGCAGAUAUUUUAAUAUGCAUAUAAAUAUAUUUUAGUUGCUGUAUGAAUUCACGAGUUGACAGUGAUCAUAUGUUAAUUUAUCUUUAAUAAUUUUUUUCAACAUGUUCAAUCUGUUUUUUGUAUGGACUUUACCUUGUGGUCAAUGUAUUGCAAAACUAAGAAUAUUUACUUAACAAUUGAUAUUGAAUACACAUUUUGCUUUUGUUUCCAGCAUUAUACAUCUGUGAUUUUUUUCACCCUUUUUCAUUUUGUUUUUUUCUUCACCAUAUUUCAUUCUGUUUACAACCAUAUGGUUGCUUGCUUUGCCAUAAAGCAGAUGCUCAAGAAUUAUAAAAAAAACAGUCUAUUUCUAUAUCAAUUUUUCAAUUCCAUCAGUAACUUGAAUAGAAUAUAGGAUUUAUACUUUUUUUUUUUUUGAAACAAAAAUUAUGUGCAAAUUCUUUCUUUUGACAAAUGUUUGAAAAGAGAUAAAUGAAUGAAAUCAGCAAAAAUGCUGGAAUGUUUAGGUACAUCAAUUUUAAGUAAACAUUAUGUCAUUGAUUAAAAUGUUAGCACGAUAACAUAUUUGAUAAAAUUAUAUUUUUAUACAAGCAUUAUGUAUAUGUAGCAAAUGCAAGCAGCCAAAAGGUAUGGAAAAUGUAAUAAUAUUAAUAAUGGGAUAAUUUUUCUUACUUUUGGGAUUUGAUCUUUUAUUUUUGCAAAAUAUUAGGUUUUAAAUUUAAUAAAAACAUCAAGGUCUGCAGAAAAUAUAACCUGUGUAAUUGUUAUUCUAUAAAUGAAGAAAAAUCAAACUAUAUCUUGAGUUAAAAAUGUAGUCACUCUGUAUACAUGUAUGCUUUAUUUGAAUCUGAAAUAUUUAUAUAUAAAAAAGAAGAAAUAAAUGAGAAGAAAUAAUAACUUUAGUAGCAUUUAAUAAAAUUUAGAGACAAGAUAGUAAAAACAAUCAUAAUUCAAAUAACACAUAUGAAGCCCACCGAUACUUAAAGAUCAGAGUAAAGGUCAAAAGUGAAUGUUUGCUCAUACAAUAGGUAGGUUGUAGAUGCUAGCAGCUGAAUUAAAUGCUGGAUAUAAUAUGCUGAAAGACUGAGUCAUAUUUUGUCCAUAGGCUUUUUGCCACUUAAAAUCACUUAUGACCAGUAACUUUAUGAAACUUUUUUUUAUAAUUAGAAGUUUUUUGAUAAAAGUCAUCUAUUUUGAAUGUUCUCAAUAGUAAAUUUUAAAACAAUUGUAAUUUUUUAAGACAGAUGUAUAUAAAUUAGGGCUUUAUUUAAUUUGCAUUACAUAGUCAUUUUACCUGUUUGGUUUUUACAUGUAAAUGUCAUAAUAAAAUGUUUAGCAGUAACCAUAGGAAUUUGAUUUUAAGUCCCCCUUUGUCCUAGCCCUAUGAGCCAUGUGAUCUAUUAACAUCCAAUGGGGUGUGCUGUUGUCAUCCUCUGUUGUUGUAAACAGUUUCUCCUCUGAAACCACAUUUUUACAAGUGAGCCUCUCUUGUUGUGAUUACAUCUCAAAUUUCUCAACUUGUUCAGUCCCUCUCUUUUUUAAAGCCAAAAACAGCGUUCAUGUUUGACCUCCUACAGUCAAACAUACAAUGUUUUCUUAUGAAUACUACCAACUGAAUUAAACAAAAAGAAAGAUGAAGGUUCUUUUAUUGAUACAUGUAUUUAGUGUUGAAUAUAUAGUGGUAUAAUUGAUCCAUGUGAACAGUAAAUGAUACAAGUACAUUUGGCUUCUUCUUUUUUUUAAAUACCAUUGAUGAACAUAUUUGUAAGACAAAAAUGAUUAAGAUGAAGAACAAAUACAGAUAAUAAAACAUGCUGAUGAUUAUUGUAUUUUAGUAGUGUACAGUUUGUAAAAUCAUUUAACAUCGUUUACAUAAUUUGUAUGAAACAUUUGUUAUGUGCAUAAUUUUUCUGAUUAACACAAGAGUGCAAUGAAACAAAUUUCUAGUUGUUGAAUGUUAAUCAUUAAUCAUGUGAGAUUGUGUUUGUGUACGUGUGUGUCUUGUUUGUGUAAGUCUGUGUUUUGUUUGUGUAUUUUUUGUUGUUCAUUUUUAAAGUAGAACCAAUCAGUAUCGUUGUCAAGCCUGCAAUCAACCUUGCAGAGUAUGAUUCCAAGAAAUGACAAUUGAACAGUGGCAACGGGGUCAACGAUUUGUAAAGAGCUUUAUAUUUUAUAAGGCUGAAGACCGUGAUACUUCAUACAUGGAACAUGUAGUAAACAGCUGCCUUAUUUUGUGAAAUUUCACUAUGGCAUAUAUUUGUUAUCCCAGACCUCAUUUUCAUGGUUCAGUGACUGCUUUCAAAAUGUAGUUUUUUUUAAUCACAUAAUAUUUUUAAUUAUAUGUAAUAGGAUAACUGCAUUUGCUAUAUAUGUCUAUCAGACAGGGUUCACCUGACCUAUUUCAAUAAUCAAGAAGCAACAUAAGUUUAAUGGUUCAACCUGUUUAUCAGAUAUUAAAAGCAAUAUGUCAUCUAUACUUGUUAAUGGAAUGAUUGUUAGGUGUAAAUGUUCUUCUGGCAUGCCUCAUCUGGCCUUGACCCCAUUUUUGUUUUUCAUUAAUGAUGUUCAGUUUAUCUGAUACCUAAAGUUAAACAUUUUUUUUUAUUUAAACAUCUCUUGACAAUUGGUUUUUACUAAAAUUAUAUUUUAAAAUGAGUCAUAUAUUUUUUAGUUGUAAAAGUUUCAUCUUUCUAGACCACUCAGUUGCAAUUUUUUUUUAAAGAUUAUGAUUCUUGUUUGAAGAGUGUAGUUUCAUAUAUAAAAUAACCCUUAUGUUCAGUCCAACACCAUAGUUUAAAGGAUGAACUAAGAAUUCUAAGAAACUGCUUAAUAAAAUAGGAUAAAAAAGUCAUAAAUCUCACUUUGUUUUACAAAACUCUGUUGUUCUCAAGAGGUACUAAGAAAUAAAGUAUGUACUUUAAAAAUUUGAAGAUAGUCACAAGUCUUACAAGUGUACAGAUGAAUUAAAUGCUUAAAAAUUCAUGAUUAAAUUGAAGAAACUAUUUUUAAUGUUUAAUCUUACCCCUUCAUUUCAAAAAGGAGAUAGGAAAAGUAAGAAAAGUACCAAAUAAUUGGAUUAGAUCAAUAUGGAACUAAGGGUAGGUGGAGGCAGUAUUGAAUAAGUCACUGCAGAAAUUCUGUCAAUAAAACAUUUUUUUUUUAAUAAUAAAUUAUUUCAUCUGUGAAGGAAACCUUGAACCUUACAUUAUAUUAUGUUCAUAUUGAAUAUGGUAAAGGACUUGUAUGUUUGUGCAACAAACUUACCUGGUAUGUACAGAUAUUUCAAUUCAAGACUAUUUAAAAAAAAAUUGAUACACCUUCAACAGUCUUCUUACUUUCUAAUACAUUUGGAUUUUACUUAAUUGUUAAGAAGUUUGAAAUAGAAAAAAAACUUUGUAUAUAACUUUUUAAUUUGUUUUCCUAUUCAAAAUAUUAAAACGAUUAAACUUCCUCUGUUUUAACCUUGUGAACUUGUUUGUGUAUAAGUGUACUGAUAGAGAGAUUUUAACGGCCUACUCAUGGGUCUGUAUUUGCUCAUGUUGGUAGCUGUUUCAUCAUGGAUAGAGAGAUUUAAACGGCCUACUCAUGGGUCUGUAUAUGCUCAUGUUGGUAGCUGUUUCAUCAUAAAUCAAAAUAUCUAUUGUUUGUUAUCAUUUAUAUAUUUUAAUGAGCCUUACAUAUUGUAUAGUAAUUAUGUAUAUAGUUGUGUUUAUAACCUUUAAUUGUAGCUGAAAUACCAUUGAAAACACCUUUCAUUUCUUCCUCAUGAGUUCUUUAAACUAUAAACAUAUUCAAAUUCUGGUUCCUUCUGAUAAAAUCUGAUUAUAAAGGAAAUAUUUCUUACAAAUAAAUUCAUUAUUAUUUAUAUACUUCUUUUUUUUUUCUUUUUAAACAUUUUGAUAUUUUUAAUGAACUUUCUUUUAUGUAGCAUUAGUUUAGAAAAAAAUACCAACAUUUAGUUGAAUAUUUAUUUAUUGGUUAAGGGAUCAUGUAGUAGAAAGAGUGUUAUUUAUUACCCAUAUUUAAAGUGUAUCAUUUUCAGCCUUCAUCUUAAACAAGUGCCAUGUAUUACUCCAGUACUGCAGGGAAAAUAUAGUAAAAUAUAAAGCUCACUUAAUCACCUAAAUACCUUUUCUCAUGGCAUCCUUUUGUUCAUUGGAUAAAUUUUCUUAAUAUCAUUUUAAACCUCUGAAACUUAGUUGUGAUCUGAACUUUACUCACAAUUGCCUUAACUGUUAAAGAGUUAAGUUGUAAAAUUGAAAUUAGGGAUACAAUGGAUAGUUUAAUAUAUCGGUCUUAUAAAGUAUAAGCAGAAAUUGGAAUAAAACUGACUAAAUAUUUUGUAUUAAGUUUCUAAUUUUCACAAAUGCCUUGGUAGGAAUUAAGCAGUGAUGGAUUUUAGAUGAAUGUGUAUGAUCAUCUUUUGAAAUUAUGAUAAAUUCUAGGACUUGUAUGAAAAUAACUUUUCUAAAAUGGAAUACUGCAUUUAAAUAAAUGAUAAAAAAUGACAUUGUAUAUGAUGUGUGUUAUUUCGUAAAUGCCCCCUCCCUUGAUAAGUGGUUUAAGCAGGGUUUGAUGAAAACUGUUGAAAUUUUGCUUUGUUAUGAUUUAAAAAAAAGUAGACUGUUGUUUAAGACACGCUUAGCUUUCAACUGUUUCGGAUUAAGCAUAAUUGAUGAAAGGCGAUCCUGAAAAGCACUUUAGACGCACAAAACGUAAUAUUUUCUAUAUCCAUUUGUUUCUGAUUUGUUGAGAUGCUUAGAUUUUAUCGGCUAGAUUUGAAUGAUUCACAUAACAAAUGAUCUUCAUUUUAUUUCAUAAUCUGCAGUCAUCAAAUAUAUGCUCCUUACUAAAGGUCUUGUUUAUAUUUAGGCCAUAAACAUGGUGUAGUUCUUAGUUAAAAUACUAUUUGUGCAAACUUGUCCUUUUUGAUAAUCUAUGCUAUGGUAAAUGAUAUUUUUGUUGAAUGUUCAUUCAGUAUAUAAUCAAGGUUUUUAUUUAGUUUCCUGAAAAUUAGCAUACAGAGAUUGUCAUACAAAAACAUGUAACAUCUAGUUAUGAAAUUAAUACAUGAUUCUAAAUGAUGAUGACUGUUAAUAUUUUCAUUAAAAAAAAUAAAAGCCAUUAUUGAUUUAGUUACUGUCUGCAGGUUUUUUUAUGUUGACUAAAGUUGAGGGGGUUCUCUCUAAAAAGUUUAGACAGAAUCAUUAUUAAAUCAAAAACUGAAGUAAAUGGUAAACUUCAAAGAUUACAUUCAAAGGGAUUACCUAUUUGCCCUGGUCUGUUGAUCAGAUGGACAAUGGUAUCUCAGAUUAAAAUAGUCAUACUGCCCUGCGUUUAGGAUACAGUAACCUCACUUGUGCAAUACAGUAUAAAUUGUAACUCGCAGUAUAAAACCUUUUUAAGCAUAUUCAUCUGUUUGUUAUUUCAGAUUCUUAAGACAAUAAGUAGAGCCAUUUUGUCCAUUUAUUUACCAACAGUUGUUUACUUUUGGUCAAUACUUUGUCAUUGAUAAUCAUACCACAUAAUUUAUUAAAAGAUAUUAGCUAAUAACAAACUUCCCUUGUUAAAUGUUAAAAUUGAUAAAUUACAGUCAAAUAGUUUCUGUUGUCAAAUCAUUCUGGUUUUACUUAAGCGUCCCCUUUUAACCUGUUCUGGGUAAGUGCACUUCAAUAGAGCCAGGUAGUUGGCAUGUAUGUGUCAUUAUGUACCUUUUUUAAUGCUAUAUGAUAGUUAAAUCCGUCAACUUGAAAUGAUGAAAUAAACGCAAAUUUAUAUAUACCCCCUACAGCUCAUCUGAGUUAUUUUUAUGAAUAUUUAUCCAACUCCAUAAGUUUUUGUAUUUCUUCAGAUAAAUUCAAGGCAUGUGCAUCUUCAAAGUAUAAUGUCUUGCUUACUGAUUUUGAUCAAUACCUUAGAUUAGAUAACUACAUGUAUAGGAGACAAAGGGACCAAGAUGCAGAUUUUAGAUGCAAAAAAAUGGGAUUUUAAAAUAAAGUGACUUUUGAAAUUUCUUUUAUUUCUAUUUACAGCAAAUAAUGCUUACAAAAUAAGGACCAGUUGUAAUGAAUACCUUCAUAGCCCAUCAUUCCAUAACUCUUUAUUGCUGUAGGUUUCCAUUUAUGGAUAUAAUUUUAUUUUGUGUAAUUUUUAAUUUGAAUUACCUCCCUUUAUACAUAACUCUGUUGAAUGUCUGUGAAGACUAGUAACUGAAGUGAUUUUUGUAUAAAAUUUUGACUAUCCAUUCAGCAUUUUAUUCAGAAUCAUAUAAAAUAUUACAAUGAAUUCUUUUCAUUUAAUCCUCAUAUUUUAAUAUUUAUUUUAUUAUUUUAUGCUAACGAAUUAUCUCUGUUGUGUAUAUCUAUUAUGAUGCUUUAUAGAUGCCUUUGUACAAAAUAUUUUUUCCAUUCACACAGACCAGACUAGAUAUGAAAUAAACUUCUCAUGCUCUUUAAACAAAGAUCUGAAAGAAAGUUGUCAAAAUGAAUAAUUUGUCUUAUCCACUAAAUGCCAAAAUGAAAAGUACAAUGAAUUUCAGAGAAAUAAAAGUAUUAGCAGAUAAAUUAAUAGAAUAUUAAAUAUCAUAAGGUCCUGGGAAGUUGUGUUAUUUUAUUUGGUCCAAGAAAUUUGCUGAGAGAAGACUUAAUGUAUUUGUGUAUACUGCAGAUAAUUAGAUAUUAUAAUUUGAUUUGCAGAUAUUAUUAAAUGUAUUCCCUGAAUUGUUAACUGAAGGUUGUACACUGCUGGAAUCCUAUAUUGUCAUCAAAAUAAACUGUUUUGUAAACAA
This is a messenger RNA of Mytilus trossulus (common blue mussel), 8257 nucleotides long. RefSeq names its product guanine nucleotide-binding protein subunit alpha-12-like. NCBI's taxonomy places the organism in Eukaryota, Metazoa, Mollusca, Bivalvia, Mytilida, Mytilidae. Gene Ontology annotation, biological process: Rho protein signal transduction; adenylate cyclase-modulating G protein-coupled receptor signaling pathway. The record is from RefSeq and is a predicted model, not a curated record. The coding region runs from base 57 to 1139 and encodes 360 amino acids. Gene Ontology annotation, cellular component: heterotrimeric G-protein complex; brush border membrane. The transcript is spliced from 3 exons. Gene Ontology annotation, molecular function: GTPase activity; G-protein beta/gamma-subunit complex binding; guanyl nucleotide binding.